Lizanozyma spartinae is the source of this 3489-nucleotide messenger RNA. It is a transcript of the gene ECM21, whose product is annotated as Ecm21p. The coding region runs from base 1 to 3489 and encodes 1162 amino acids. The transcript has 2 exons. NCBI's taxonomy places the organism in Eukaryota, Fungi, Ascomycota, Pichiomycetes, Serinales, Debaryomycetaceae. The record is from RefSeq and is a predicted model, not a curated record.
AUGACAUAUUAUUGGCUUGAAAACCGCAAAAUGCAUUCGAAAAGUUUUGCCUUUGAUCGGAUUAAAAAUAAAGUCAAAGGUCGACGUGCAAGCGAACCUUCGGCGAAAACGAUAUCUUCAGCUUCUUCAUCUCCACGGCCGUCGCAAGAUUUACUGGGAGGCAUAUUUACUUCCUAUAGAGGGGAAUCGCCCGCUUAUUCACCACAUAGAGGUCUGGAAAGUUCUAUUCUGUCACCACCCCCUGUUGUUAUUGUUGAACCUCCAUUGGAGCCUCGAAACGGAUCAUCUCCCUCCGCUUCUACUACUUCAAGACGAAUGAGAGCACAAAGUUUGUCGCUGUUAGGAGUCAACAACCCGCUUAGUACAUCAGGUGGAUAUCUAAGUUCCCGAUCUCGUUCAAGAAGCAACUCCAAUCCAAGGAUUUUAAGAACAAGUAAUCGGAAAUCGAGUAAGGAAUUAGCCCGUCACGAGUCCAAUAUGGUGGUUCAAAAGAAACUUAACGCAUUGCUUCUGGAUCUAGGUGUUCAUUCUCCAAUUCCGUUAAGAACAACAAACAACAAUCUCAAUGGAUCUGUUGCUAAGAACUUUAAAAUUCAUAUUGCUAAUUCCAAUGAUGUGAUAUAUCUACCUCCUGCUCUCCACGCCUCCUCCACCUAUGAUGAUUUCGAUAGCGGGAUGGGAAUUCCUAUCGAUGGAUAUAUAGAUCAAAGUCGGUAUCGUGCUGAAGAAAACUCUCGUUCACCCACCUCUUCGUCCGAAGAAGAUAGCGACGAGAUAGCGUCGUCCACUGGUGGUAAAUCACAACACGAUCCUCCUCCUGACACUGAUAAUGUUCCUAAACAUCUUAAACAACAAUUGAAACUGUUUCAGGCACCCAACUUUCUUUCCACAAAGAUUGAAUCAGCAAACCAUAUCCCACACACAUUUGCAGUCGUCAUAGAACUUGAAAAGGACGAAUGUCAUUUGAAGGAAAUUAAUAUCUCGCUAUCUUCUCAAACAAAUGUUAGUUGGCCACUGGGGGAUUCAUUCAAUCGUAAUUUCAACCGAGAGAAGUUUAAUAUUGGGAAUAUGGAGUGGUGUUUCCCCAACUUGAAUGCUGCAGACUAUUUUAUUAGUACUUCAAAUACAAAUGACAGCAAAUGCAAGCAAUUAUCACCAGAAGAAUUGGCAUGGAGAACACGUGAGUACCAAUUGAAGGUUUCACCAGAUUGUUCAUCGGGCAAUAGUACAAAUAAAGCUUCAGGAAAAACAUCAGGCUCAUCUCACAAUCAGUCCACUAGUUCGAGCCACCAUUUUCCACUUGAAUUCAUUAAAGACAUUCAUGAUUAUGUUGAUGGGCUUCAUAACGAGAAGGAAAAUCAUAAUCACAAUCAUAAUCAAAAUGAGGAUAAUACUACGUAUAAAGCUGGUCUUUAUUUGUUUAUUUUACCCAUUUUGAUCCCCUUCAACAUCCCACCUACGAUCAAUUCCAUUAACGGGUAUUUAAACCAUUUUAUGAAUGUCAAUAUGCAGAAAGUUAGUGAAAAGUUUAACAGAAAGAGCUCCAUCUAUGCUCAAUACAAUGUUCCAAUGAUAAGAACACCUCCUUCAGUGGGUGAUUCGGUGGCAGACAAACCAAUUUAUGUUAACCGUGUAUGGAAUGAAUCCCUCCAUUAUAUAAUCACAUUCCCCAAGAAAUAUGUCAGUUUGGGCUGUGAGCAUGUCAUCAAUGUUAAGUUGGUCCCUCUUGUAAAGGAUGUCAUAAUCAAGCGAAUCAAGUUUAAUGUAUUGGAGAGAAUUACAUAUGUCUCCAAGGAUUUGGCUAAGGAGUACGAUUAUGACCUGGAAGACCCUUUCAAUUUAAGAUUCCCGGGUGAUAACUCUCGUAAAAGAGAACGAGUCAUCCCAUUAUGUGAAUUGAAGACAAAGAACAAAUACAACAAUAAUUUAGUGGACCCAUACAAGGAAGAGGUUAUCAAAUGCCCUGAUAAUAAUCUAUUAUUUAGUUGUUACGAGUUGGAGGACCCCACUGCUGUUAAUUCGAAAUAUAUUGCUACUCCAUUGGAUAUAAAUGUGGCAUUACCGUUCUUAACAACGAAACUUGAUAAGCUUGUUUUAACUUCAUCUGUUCUGGAGCCAAAAACACCUAACCGUAUUGUUUCCCGUAAGGCAAGUAUUGUUGAUCCUAUUUCCAAUUCACCUUCGUCUCCUUACAUUGGUGCUUUGGAAACAAGCAUUGCACACGAUGGAAUACAAGAUGACUCUGUUGAAUUAAAAGUUGAUACUGUCUCUUUAUUUGGAAAUGAAGAACUGAUAAUACGCAACAACUUGAAAGAUGGAUACACCCUUCUUUCUAAGGCCUUAUACCCCGAUUCGAAUUAUCGUCAUAUUCAAAUUAACCAUCGGUUGCAAGUUUGUUUUCGUAUAAGUAAGCCUGAUCCAAAGGAUGGAUAUAAAAUGCAUCAUUACGAGGUUGUCGUUGAUACACCUCUUAUCCUCCUUAGUGCUAAAUGUGAUGAUACGUCGACCCAAUUGCCAAAAUACGACGAGAUUGCAACCCCUAGCACUUUGAAUGACUCAAGCAAUAUUUUCCGUACACCUGAUUACUCUGGACAGGGAGUCACCAUUAAAGCUUUGAAUGUCAAUGACGAUGGUACUAUAAACUCGUACACUGAUAGGUUACCUUCAUUUGAAGAGGCUAUAUCUCUGAAAACCACUCCUAUUAUGCGUACGUUUUCUGUGUCUGAAGACCCUUUGAGUCGAAUCCCAAGUAUAUCACUUCCCUCUUCAACAGAAAUGCCGCUUGGACCUGCUCCUGCUUACCUGGAUAUGAAUGAACUCGUGACAUCAGAGUUGCCGCCUGAUUUGAACUUGAGCGAGUCGGAAAUUAAUUCAAGCACCCAACCAAAUAUAAGAGAUUCUUUAGCAUGCUCAUUUGGUCAGAAAUCCAACAAGAUGACAAGCAAUUGCGAUGAACGAACGUCGAAGUCAAUUACUGAACAUCCGGAAUGUCAAGCAAACUGUACAUUGAUUGUAGACAAUAUGAAAUCAUCUUUGGAGAAUUACCUGGGAGAUUCUACUAAGGGUGUUCUGGUACCUUUAGAAUUCGAGGAGGACAUAAAUGUACCUAAAGAACCCAAAAAAGAUGCAAAUGAGACUAACGGUGACAACGAUUCAUACACUGACCAAACUACGCAAUCUACUGAUAGUCCAAUGACUAAUAAUGACACUAUUCUGUCAUUUCUGAUAACUGAAGAUGGAAAUAAGAAUGGUCCAUCACUAAGCCCUUCUCCACCUGUCGUUCCAACAGAUUCCAAUACUUCAGAGAAAAAAGUAGUUCCCUCUGGUGAUGAUAAUACUGGUGAUGAGAAAGAUAUGAUUGACCAUGAUUAUACACUGCUGCUUCCUUUACUUGAUAAUUACAGCACUGAUAACAUCAAGAGCAUUAUAGAGUCUCUCACCGAUCAAAUUUCUUUGAAACAAGAGCAGGACAUAUACCAUGCUGUUUGA